AACGGCCCCACCAUGCGUUUACAGCGCACACGUUUCAUUUCUCUUUCUUUCUCCCCCUCUGCACAGCAUGGCUUCGAGUCGAAGACCGCCCCAAGCUCCGCUUCUCUCGAGUCGCGUCUCUAAUGGACCAGAUUUCCCCGGAGGCUAUCCCAGGGACAGCGUUGUUUUCGCGACAAACGCGUGGGAGAAGCCAGCCAAGAAUCCGCAGGGCGCGGCAGCUUCUGAAGCUAACGGAAUGGGAUUGUUGUCGACGGCUAAAUCCUACCUGCCGCAGAACCUCAACAUAGGCAACCCGGCGUCGUAUUUCUCUUCUGCCCACAUCUCCGCCCCCGAGUCGAAGAAGACAGAGGGCACGGGUCCGUACAAAGAUUCACUGCACACGCCUCAUCCUCCUUCUCUGAACACGGAUGGAACGGUCUACAGCGACUUUAGUACACGCGCUUUCCUCGGAUCUUCACGCUCCACCACGCCUGUUCCAUCUGACGUAGCACAUGCUUCCCCCUCCCAACCCUCGACUCCAGGCGCCUCAGUAGAGGCUGCCUCGCCCCAUGUCAGAGCGGAAACACUUGAUUCCAACGCGGUUGCGACGCCGACGCCGCAGCAGCAACCUGUAGUCGAGUCCUCGGGUCCCGAGUCGCCUCGCCAGGUAGUGGCUCUUCCCAGCGUCGCACCUUUCGCAACCGCAUUUGUCAACUCCGUACCCAAAUCCAAUGAAGCGCAAUCUCCCCCUGUCGCAGCUGCGCAGACCUCGCAGCCACCCCUCCCCGUAUCGCCGUCGACGUCGUCCAGCAGCAGCAGCUCUGGCCGCGAGACGACGCUCUCACCUCCGUCGUCCCCCGAAGUCGCACCACCGCACCACCUGCCUACGCACCACCGCUUCACACUCCGCCGCAAGCACGGACGCGAUUCGAAUGGCAAUGGGGCGACUGGACACGCCAAAGGCGUCAGUGUGGAUUUCGCUUCUCCUUCCGGUCCGGUUCCCGAGUCGCCCCGUCGAGCGAGUCUGGAUGAGCCUCAGCCUCAGCACCAUUCGAUUCUGUCCUCGCAGCCAAAACGUUCCUGGAUACGUAAUCUGCGUGGAGAGGUCAAGGUUCUGUCUGGUCGGAUGCGGCAUGAUCAGCGGAAGAUCGAGGAAGGCAGGAAGAUGAUGAGUGGGGACGCUGCCUAAACCUCUUUGACAACCGCGUGGUACGAUACCCCGUAUGACAACUAGCUCGCUUCAUGAUCGAGCGUAAAAGCUGGACUUGUAACCUAUCUACUUAUCCUUCCAUCGUUGGCUGUACAGUAUGCAAUUUGUUUGUCCUCAAGUCCGUGCAUGCAUUCCGACCGUCUCUGCUAUCCCAACCUGUGCAGGCUCUUUUGGAUGUGAGAUAUCUUCAAGCUUGCCGAUGGAAGAUCGUAUCGAAGCACGGUGAGCCCGCCAGCCCUCAGAGGCCAACGCACUACUGCGUUUUCUGGAUAAUAGUACAUUUGGAUUGUACAGUGCGUUGCUCGUAACAACCUUCACGCCCAUCGCUGAACAACAACACUGUUUGCCAGACCUGCAGCCUCGAUCGUCGCAUCCAUGUCGUCCAGCGUCCUGUUAGGGAACGUUGUCCCGAUGGUGUAGUGCCUCGUCCGGUUCUCUGGACGGGAUCUAGCAGGUUGGGCGGGUUGCACAGAUCCUGCACGGUGUGCGUCAGGUUCAUCCGGCACACCAUCCGUGUUCCAUCGGCCAGGCGGAGCUGAAUGCUCGUCGUGGGUAGGGAAGAGUCGACCUCGAAUCGGGGACUGGCGUUGCCGCGCGGAG
Messenger RNA from Mycena citricolor, 1789 nucleotides. The record is from the annotation of a GenBank genome assembly. Lineage: Eukaryota; Fungi; Basidiomycota; Agaricomycetes; Agaricales; Mycenaceae.